This is a messenger RNA of Balaenoptera ricei (Rice's whale), 4836 nucleotides long. It is a transcript of the gene GOLGA1, whose product is annotated as golgin A1. NCBI's taxonomy places the organism in Eukaryota, Metazoa, Chordata, Mammalia, Artiodactyla, Balaenopteridae. Gene Ontology annotation, cellular component: Golgi apparatus. The coding region runs from base 334 to 2247 and encodes 637 amino acids. The transcript is spliced from 20 exons. The record is from RefSeq and is a predicted model, not a curated record.
AGUGCGGUUCCGGGUCGCUGCUCUGCCCGCAGGCCAGCCGUGGGGGCUGGUGACGCGGGCCGGCGCUCACGAGAGGCCCCGGAGGCGGGGCUCUGCCGGCUGCCCAGAGAGCGGCAGGACAGAAAGCUUUGACCUCCAAGCUGUUUUAAAUCUAGUAGAUAAGCCAGAUACGCUAUUGCCACAAGCCUUUGGCCCACAUUUCAGUGGGAAUGCAGCUAGUUUGGAUAUCUGGAACUUUUUAGGCACGUGUCUCGGAAUUCCUGGUUGCUGGCCUAACGACUGUUGUAGGGGGUUCAAGACCUGGCCAUCAGUGCAGGAUAGCCACACAGCAAAAUGUUUGCAAAACUAAAGAAGAAAAUUGCAGAAGAGACUGCUGUCGCUCAGAGGCCAGGAGGUGCUACUAGGAUCCCACGAUCAGUGAGCAAGGAAUCGGUUGCCUCCAUGGGAGCUGACUCAGGAGAUGACUUUGCAUCUGAUGGAAGCAGCUCCAGAGAAGAUCUUUCAUCCCAGCUUUUGAGAAGAAAUGAACAGAUACGGAAAUUAGAGGCCAGGCUUUCUGACUAUGCUGAACAGGUCCGAAAUUUGCAGAAGAUAAAAGAGAAGCUUGAAAUUGCAUUAGAAAAACACCAGGAUUCUUCCAUGCGGAAAUUUCAAGAGCAGAAUGAGACAUUCCAAGCCAACAGAGCCAAAAUGGCAGAAGGACUGGCUUUGGCAUUAGCCAGAAAGGACCAGGAAUGGUCAGAAAAAAUGGAUCAGCUUGAAAAGGAUAAAAGGUUUCUGACAGCUCAGUUACAGGAAAUGAAGAACCAGAGUUUGAAUCUUUUCCAAAGGAGAGAUGAAAUGGAUGAAUUAGAGGGGUUCCAGCAGCAGGAACUAAGUAAAGUAAAGCACAUGCUUUUAAAAAAAGAAGAAAGUUUGGGGAAAAUGGAGCAAGAAUUGGAAGCACGUACCAGAGAACUUAGUCGCACCCAGGAGGAGUUGAUGAUCUCCAACCAGAUGUCAGCAGACUUAAGCCAGAAGAUAGAAGAACUUCAGAGAAACUACUCAACGCUGGAAGAGCAGAGAGAUCAUGUGACAGCUUCAAAAACAGGUGCAGAAAAUAAGAUCACAGCCCUGGAGCAGAAGGAAGAGGAACUCCAAGCCUUCAUUCAGCAACUUUCCAUUGAUUUGCAAAAGGCCACUGCUGAAACUCAAGAGAAAGAAAAACUCAUCACACAUUUGCAGGAGAAGGUUGCAUCCUUGGAGAAGAGACUGGAGCAGAACUUAUCAGGGGAAGAACAUGUGCAGGAACUUCUAAAAGAGAAAACACUUGCUGAGCAGAAUUUGGAGGAUACCAGACAGCAGCUCUUGGCAGCCAGAAGCAGCCAGGCCAAUGCCAUUGACAGCCUGGAGACUCGGGUGAAAGAACUAGAGCAGAGCCUGCAGGCAUCUGAGGAGAAGCUAAAACAGAGCAGUGACGUUGUGACAGCUCAGGAAGCUCAGAUUCAGGAGCUUGCCUCAGCAAACAAGGAGAGCAGCUGUGCGCAGCAGCAGGUCCUCGCUCUGGAGCAGCAGUGCACAGAGCAGAUCCACAGGCUGGAGGCCCAGCUCUCUGCCCUGGAGAGAGCUCGGGCGGCCGACCAUGCGGCCGCGGAGCGGAAGGUGAGAGAGCUGGAGCAAGAAAAUGCAGGCCUUAAAGAAAGUAAGAAUGAAUGUGAACAUUCUUUACAACAUCACCAGCUUGAAUUAAAGAAGCUGAAGGAAGAAUGGAGCCAAAGAGAAAUUGUGAGUGUGGCAAUGGCUCAAGCCCUGGAGGAGGUGCGGAAGCAAAGGGAAGAGUUCCAGCAACAGGCUGCUAACCUGAUCGCCAUAGAAGGUGAGAAGGAGCAGAGUCUGCAGGAAAAAACUGAAGUGAUUCUCCAGAAAGAGCAGGAGAUUCUCCAGCUGAAGAAAGGUCACGACUCUGCCCUGCUGCAGAUGCGCCGGCUGCAGAGUGAGCUGGAGGCCCUGAGGGGCCUGAGGGCCGAGGAGUCGGAGGCGGCCGCCGCGCGGGAGGACCUGCGGAGGCUGCGGGGCCAGGAGCAGGGCGCCGCGCUCUCGGUCAGCGAGCCUCACGUGACCUCGAGGGCCGGGCAGGACCCCACGUACCAGCUUCCAGCUGCAGAGGGGAUACCAAAUGGUGAGAUGGGGACCGCCAUGGAUCUAGGGCAGCUACAGAAGGAAAAGCAGGACUUGGAGCAGCAACUUCUAGAGAAAAAUAAGCUGUGAAAUGAGAGCGGUGAUACCUGCCUUUCAGUGGUUUUGUGGGGGGAAGGUUGGGGGAUGAAAUGAAACUGUUUGUUAGCUUCCUAUAAAUUUUCUGGUAUUUGAUAGAGGCUUAAUAAAUGUCAUGAUUCCACCAACCCCGCCUGGCCUCUGCACCUGUAAAUGCAGGGUCUCGUUUGAGCCUCGUUUUUAAAAUGUACUGUGAAGUUAAAUGUGCUGGCUAGUCAGUGCUCUGGCCUGAAAUUCCGCCCCCAAAUUGUGUGAUUGCUCUUUAACAAAGGAGAAAGGUGGUCAUUCUUUCUCUCCCCUCACCCCCGCCUGUCUCCCCCUUUCACUCACACACACACACACACACGGGCUCUUAAUCUCUUAUCAUGAAAUAUAAAAUAUAGAAGAGUGCACACUGUGUGUCCCUGGGUCCAGCCCUUGGACAGCUUCUCCAAAUCACACUCACAUCCUUGGCGAUCUCCCCCAUCCUGUGUGCUGCUGGCACCACAUCCAUACCUCAAAUCCAGACGGCUCCUGUGAACUCUUAGACUCCUGUAUCUACCCUAUUUCUCUAUGUCAGUGUCUGAAAGGCCCCUGAAAUUUAAAACAUCCAGAACCAGACUUCAGACUGACCACGCUCUCUAGCAUCUACUGCCAUCUUUCCUCUCUCAGUAAAUGGCAAAAACCUUGGAGUCAUCCUUGGCCCCUUUGUUUCUUUCACAACCAACAUCCAAAUCAUUAGGGAAUCCAUUUGGCUCUCCCUUCAAACUGUACGCGGAAUGAGCUGCCUCUCAUCCCUGCCACUGCUACCACCGGAGACCAGGUGACCAUCCUGUCUUCCCUAGAGGAUGGUGUUGGGCUUCUAAUUGGUUUCCCUGUCACUUGUCUGUUCCGGCCCUCUGAUGACUCUCUGUCCCCGUAAAAGCCAAAGUCCUUGCGGUGGCCCACGAAGUCUAUGUGGUCUGGCUCCUUACUGCCCCCUUCCCCGCACCCUCUGCUCUCCCCCAGCAUUCCCUCUCAGCCACAGUGGCCUUGCCUUUCUGUGAAUAUCAAGCAUCCUCCCGCCUCAGGGCCUUUGCACUUGCUGAGCCUUCUGUCUGGAAGAUCCUUCUGCCAAUUACCCUCACUUCCUUUAUGGUGUCAUUUUGUCAGUGAGGCCUUCCUGCUACCCUGCCAGCCCUCACCAACAGAACUCCCGGUCCCCUCACCUUGCUCUUUUUUUCUCAAGGCCUCUUAAUACCUUCUGAUACACUGUAUAUUUGCUUAUUGACACUGUUCACUCCUGAGGGCAGACAUUUUUUCUUUUUUUUUUUUCCCUGCUGUUUCUGCAGCCCCUAGGCUGGUGUAGAGACUCAGUAUUCAUUGGAUAAAUUAAUGAAUGAGUCAAAACCUAGAAAAUCAAGUAACAUAAACUAGCAAAUGUACUUUUGGGGGAAUGCCCAGCCUCACGGUCAAGCAGAGAAUACAAAUUGGAACGAAACAUUACCAUUUUGUCAGUGGGGUGUUGCAGGCAGUGUGACAGGAGCUGGAGGCGCUUUCCCAGCCCUCUCGUCCCCAGGGGGCCGUGGCCAUACCGCUCUUGAGACAACAAAGCUUAUUACAGCUUUGUUUGAAAAUGGAAGCUCAGGGAGUUCCCUGGCGGUCCAGUGGUUAGGACUUGGCACUUGCUCUGCCAUGGCCUCGGGUUCAAUCCCUGGUCAGGGAACUCAGAUCCCGCAAGCCAUGCAGUGUGGCCAAAAAAAAGGCAACUCAGCUACACAAGAAGACAUGGGGCAUCCCCUAGAGUUACUGUCACAUUAAAAGUUGUAAUUAGCAAAACUAUAAAGCUGUGGAAACUCUGAUAAAUGAAAACUACUAUUCAGAAUUCUAGCUGCUCAGUGCAAGAAUGGUGGUGUGGACUAGAGGUCCACAGUAGAAACUCAUUUGAUAAGUUGUGAGAUUUCGGAGACAUUUUUAUUGAAAAUGUUUUCCCUGUAAUGUCGAUUACACAUUAAAUUUUUUCAUUGGGAAAACAGUUCAGCCUUUCUGGUGGUUAAUGGAAUGUGUAAUAAAUUAUAUUUAAGGCCCAUAAUACUAAUUAAGCUCACUAAAAAUAAAUAAGGAAAAUAAAGAAAUAAAAGACAUAAAACCCAUUGUUGGUGGGUUGUGCCGAAAAAACACGAUCUUUAAUACUGUUCAAAAUAAGCGUUAAAAAUUAUUAUGGUAUUUCAGGAGAUCAAUGGUGAUGAUGAGAAUCCUAAAUUUUGGCCCAAGUAUCCUACUUGGGGAUGAUGGCACAUAAACAUCAUUCUGAAGGGCAGAAUAUACUGUGCAGAGGCAUUUCUAGCUGUGCCGCCUGUGGAGGCGAGCGCCAGAAGCAGUCCUAAGGCCCCAGGCGGGGAGGGGUGGGACAGCACUGCGCUGGAGAGCAGGGCUGUGCACAGCAGCAGCACGUGAGGGAGAGGCCGAGGCGGCAGGUGUGGCAGCUCAAGCUCCUCAGGAGAUGAAGCAGGGGCUUCUGGCAGGUGUAUGGGGACCCAAGGGGUUGUCUGUCUGCUCUGUGGUCCUUUGCACUCUAAAGAUGCUGAAACGUGCAUUUAAUGAAUGGCCUUUUGUGGGGGUGGG